UCCACACCAAAGGCGGACUGACCAUUUGGAAACUCGGGCACUGCCUGAGGGCCCAGGGUCAAUAGGGGGCCCCAUGAGAUGCCCUGGUACCUUUUUCAUAGGCUUUUUUGAGUUUGGUCAAGGACAAAGGGUUCCCAUGAUCCAUUAUUGCCCGGGGGCCCCAUGAGUUGUCAGUCUGCCCCUGGUCCACACCAUGCCCGAGUGCUCGAAUGGUCAGUCUGCCCUGGGUACAACUUGACAUGCGAGUUUGAAGUUCAAAGUCACAAGACAAGUCACACAGGUGCA
Staurois parvus is the source of this 285-nucleotide messenger RNA. Lineage: Eukaryota; Metazoa; Chordata; Amphibia; Anura; Ranidae. The record is from the annotation of a GenBank genome assembly.